Molecule: messenger RNA, 1559 nt
Organism: Stegostoma tigrinum
Lineage: Eukaryota; Metazoa; Chordata; Chondrichthyes; Orectolobiformes; Stegostomatidae
Gene: ppp2r3c
Product: protein phosphatase 2, regulatory subunit B'', gamma
Exons: 13
Coding region: 54-1448 (464 amino acids)
Biological process (GO): regulation of dephosphorylation; B cell homeostasis; T cell homeostasis
Cellular component (GO): spindle; centrosome
Source: RefSeq, a predicted model, not a curated record
AAGGGGUCAGGGAUCAGAUUAUCGCGAAGAAUGGUGUGACGCGCGCAGCGACGAUGGCGGUUGCUGGGGUCGAGAGCGAGACGUUGGCCCGCGAUUGGAAACGGACGUUAAAGGAUCGCUUGGUGGCUGUGGCCUCCCAGAAACCUAAAACAACAGAUCAAGAACUAAAGGAUAAUGAAAUGGAUCUCUUCACCAAAUAUUACGUUGAAUGGAGAGGGGGCAGGAAAAAGAACAAUCUAUCUUACAAAAGUAUCCCAAGGUUUUAUUAUAGGCUUCCAGCAGAGGAUGAAAUUCUGUUGCAGAAGUUAAGAGAAGAAUCCAGGGCAGUAUUUCUUCAAAGGAAGAGUAGAGAAUUGUUGGAUAAUGAAGAGCUACAGAAUUUGUGGUUCUUACUAGACAAACAUCAAACCCCUCCUCUGAUAGGAGAGGAAGCAAUGAUAAAUUAUGAACAUUUUCUGGAGGUCAAAGAGAAAGCCGGACAGAAAUGCAAGCAGUUCUUUGCAGCUAAGAUCUUUGCAAAACUCUUGCACAGUGAUGCAUAUGGAAGGAUCUCCAUAAUGCAGUUCUUCAACUAUGUCAUGCGAAAAGUUUGGUUGCAUCAGACAAGGAUAGGACUGAGUUUGUAUGAUGUGGCAGGUCAAGGAUAUCUUCGUGAAUCUGAUUUGGAAAAUUACAUUUUGGAGUUGAUUCCAACUUUACCACAGCUAGAUGGCUUAGAAAAGUCCUUCUAUUCAUUCUAUGUGUGCACUGCAGUUAGAAAAUUCUUUUUCUUCCUCGACCCACUCAGAACAGGCAAGAUAAAAAUCCAAGAUAUUUUGGCUUGCAGCUUUUUGGAUGAUUUGUUGGAGCUCAGAGAUGAGGAACUCUCUAAGGAAAGUCAAGAAUCAAAUUGGUUUUCUGCACCUUCUGCAUUGAGAGUAUAUGGUCAGUACUUAAAUCUGGAUAAAGAUCACAAUGGAAUGCUCAGCAAAGAAGAGCUAUCACGUUAUGGUACUGGAACUCUUACGGGCGUGUUUUUGGAUAGGGUUUUUCAGGAGUGCCUAACAUAUGAUGGAGAAAUGGAUUACAAGACAUAUUUGGAUUUUGUUCUCGCUUUGGAAAACCGAAAGGAACCUGCUGCACUUCAAUAUAUCUUUAAAUUACUGGAUAUGGAAAAUAAGGGUUAUCUUAAUGUAUUUUCUCUGAAUUUUUUCUUCAGGGCCAUACAAGAGCAAAUGAAACUUCAUGGGCAGGAGCCAGUUUCUUUUCAGGAUGUUAAGGAUGAAAUCUUCGACAUGGUUAAGCCCAAAGAUCCGUACAAAAUCACCCUUCAAGAUUUAAUAAGCAGUGGACAAGGUGACACAGUCAGCAGUAUUCUAAUUGAUCUGAAUGGUUUUUGGACUUAUGAAAACAGAGAAGUUCUUGUUGCAAAUGAUAAUGAUGGUAGCGCUGAUCUGGAUGAUUCAUGAUUCUAUUAAUGCAACUUUGAUUCUUGUACUGAGUUUGGAAAUUGUGCAUGAUAAAUUGUAUGGGAUAAAUAGUCAUCAUAAAUUUUUAUUAAAGUUUUGUAGUGUACAAAA